Molecule: messenger RNA, 1522 nt
Organism: Schistosoma intercalatum
Lineage: Eukaryota; Metazoa; Platyhelminthes; Trematoda; Strigeidida; Schistosomatidae
Source: the annotation of a GenBank genome assembly
UUUUAAAUCACUGACUAAUUAGAUCGUACGUGAAGGUCAUUUAUGCUGGUGAUUUAUGGCUGAAUCGGACAAGCUAAAUAUCGACAGUUUGAUAUCGAGGCUUUUAGAAGUCCGUGGGUCUCGUCCUGGGAAGAAUGUGCAAUUAUCCGAAGCAGAAAUAAGGGGCCUAGCUCUGAAGUCAAGGGAAAUUUUCCUUCGACAGCCCAUUCUGCUGGAACUCGAGGCACCACUUAAGAUUUGUGGCGAUAUUCACGGACAGUAUUAUGACCUCCUCCGUUUGUUCGAGUAUGGAGGCUUCCCACCAGAUGCGAAUUAUUUAUUCUUGGGUGACUACGUUGAUCGUGGCAAACAAUCCCUCGAGACAAUUUGUCUUUUACUGGCUUAUAAAAUAAAAUAUCCCGAAAACUUUUUCCUUCUCCGUGGAAAUCAUGAGUGCGCAUCAAUCAAUCGCAUAUACGGCUUUUACGACGAAUGCAAGCGGAGGUACAACAUAAAGUUAUGGAAGACGUUCACUGAUUGCUUCAACUGCUUGCCAAUAGUCGCCAUAGUGGAUGAAAAAAUCUUUUGUUGCCAUGGUGGCCUCUCCCCUGACCUCCACUCCAUGGAGCAAAUCCGUAGAAUUAUGCGCCCAACCGAUGUCCCGGAACAAGGUUUACUGUGUGACCUACUUUGGUCCGAUCCGGAUAAAGACAUUACUGGAUGGGGAGAGAAUGACCGUGGUGUGAGUUAUACGUUUGGUGCAGAUAUUGUCACCAAGUUCCUUCACAGUCACGAGUUAGACCUCAUCUGCAGAGCACAUCAGGUCGUCGAAGAUGGUUACGAGUUUUUUGCCAAACGCCAGCUCGUAACUCUAUUUUCUGCUCCAAACUAUUGUGGAGAAUUCGACAACGCAGGGGCUAUGAUGUCUGUUGACGAAACCCUUACUUGUUCCUUUCAGAUAUUAAAACCCGCAGAUAAGAAAAAGUUCAACUUUCGAUCUCUCAAUUCCGGAUGGCCUGUUACUCCUCCAAGAAACUCUAAACUCGAAGACAAAUGAAUUUCCACCAUAUCAUUGUACUAAUUUCCAGGGUCCGUGAAAACAAUGCGAACCAGUAACUUGGUAAUGUUUUUUUAAAUGUACAGUUCUCAGACGUUAGAUAUUCAGCAACUUGAUGAAUAUAUGUUAUUUAUGUCCUUUAUUUACUUCACUCUUGCUACGUUAUGGUUAAGAUCUUAUAAUUUAAUGUUUUAAAUUUCAUGCUUUUCUCUACUUGCAAAUUUUAACGCACAAAAUCUCUAUGUUUUGCCUCCAUCUGGUUAUUUUCAACAUAAAAUAAUGUACAGACAUCUCUGCCCUAUUGUUAACUUAUGCUUAUCAUUGUACAAUAAUCUCCAUAUGUUGUAUUUGAAAAUGUAGGCACCGUAUUUUCAUUGUACUUACCUCAUUUUGUCAUCGAUUAGCUUUUCAUCGUUAUGCGCACCACAAACGUUUUCCUAUUAGUUCCAUUAAGAUGUCUGUAUAAAUACAAAUUAUGAAAUCUUA